ACAAGGGAUUUUGCAUGUGAAACAUUUUUUAACUAAUGACACUGAAUAUCAUACGAUCGGCUUCCAAACAAACAUCUAAACUUUGGAAUAUUGGACUUGGACGUGUGUUUGUGUCCAAAUCAUCCAUUAUGUCAGGACAGUCCAGGAAUUCCUGGAUAAAGAAAGAUGACCCAAAACUUGUGUCUGGGAAGCAAAAAGAUAUUUUUGAGGACAUCCUCGAAGACCGUCGUCACUCCAGUGAUGCCAAAUGGGCAUGGCACGCUCGAGAUGUUCCUCUUUAUAAAGAAAACAAACCAAGAUCACCUGAAGAGAUCAAGAAACAUGUACUACACAGUGAUAGAGUCAAGUAUGCCAUAGAACAGGUUUGUGAAGAGAGUGGCUUGCCAAUGGAAGAGAUUCACAAACAGACUCUGGAGAUCCUAAACGAAAUGGCCCACAACCUCAGCAUAAAUGCUAUUCGGGGUUUUGCAGUGUUUCUGGUCAAAGUUAUGAAGGCCCUUUUCAGAAGAAUUUAUGUCAACGAGGAAGGUGUACAAAAGGUUCACAGCAUGAUUAAGGAGUACCCAGUGUUAGUGAUGCCCACACACAGAAGUUACUUUGAUUUUCUGCUGGUCUCAUUUGUUUUCUUCGCCUACGAGUUGCCCCUCCCAGUUAUUGCUGCUGCCAUGGACUUCAGCAGUAUGAAAUUCUUUGGUUGGCUGUUGAGGAAUUGUGGUGCCUUCUACAUUCGGAGGAGCUUUGGAGAUGACCAGCUUUACUGGGCUGUGUUCACAGAGUACGUACAAACACAGAUCUGUCAUGGUGACCAUCCUAUUGAAUUCUACGUGGAGGGAACCCGAAGUCGAACACUCAAAUCCUACUCUCCAAAAUUUGGUAUGUUGUCGGCAUCACUUGAGCCCUACUUUAAGGCCCACAUCCCAGAUAUCAUGGUGUUUCCUGUCAGUAUUAGUUAUGACAAGGUUUUGGAGGAGACAUUGUAUGCCUAUGAACUGCUGGGAGUCCCUAAACCUAAAGAAUCCACAGGGGCAUUAUUAAAGGCAAGGAACAUUUUGAAUGAGGAUUUUGGAAAUGUUCACAUGUACUUUGGAGAACCAAUUUCAAUAAGGCAGUACACAACAGGAAAGGUGGAUAGGAGUGUUCACAGUUUAGCUCCUAGAUACAUAGCUAGUUUGUCUAAAGAAGAAACAAACCUCCUCCAAACCCUUGGAUACGAUGUUGUCAUGAAGCACCUGUCUAACAUGGUUAUCUCCCCUUGGUCUCUGAUUGCUGCUGUAUUGGUUCAGAAUAAAGAGGGCAUUACAGUCAAACAGCUGACUAAAGAAGUGGAGUGGAUCAAGAGACAGGCCUUUAAUUUAGGGGCAAAUAUUGACUGGCCAGGUAAUGAGACAGCUGAUGACAUCAUCAGAAGUGCACUUGAUCUUCAUAAAAACUUUGUACGAGUGAGCGAAGACGACGUAAUAGAACUGGUUUCUGUGGUAGCACCUCACCAGAAGGGGACUCAGGAUGAGUUGAUGCAGUCCGCGGCUCAGCAUCUUGUCCUCACUCUGUACAGGAAUCAACUCAUGCAUGUCUUUGUUAGGAUUGCAAUGGUCACCAUCAGUAUUAAUGCCUGUCCAAAUGACACCCUGUCAUUAGAGGAACUUUUUACCAAAUACUCCUUCUUAGAGCAGCUCCUGAAUAGAGAUUUUAUUUUUAGACCUGGUAGUACUAAACAGGACUUCGAAAAUGCUGUGUUGACCUUGACUCAUAAUUGCGGCGUCAUAAUAAAAGAUCACCUAGUCCAGAUAAAGAGAUCCCAGAAUAAAUACACCACUUUUUUCAGUCAGAUGUUUGAGCCAUUUCUUCUUGGAUACUGGAUUCUCUGUCGAUGCAUAUUAUCAACACAAAUAGAUGUUCAUAAUAAACCAAUAGCCAAGCCACCCAAAACAAUAUCCCGGGAGGCCCAGACGCUGGGGGCGCGAUUACUAAGGGAGCGGUGUGUCCGGAAUCUAGAAGUUCUCUCUUUGGACUUACUGGGAAAUGGGCUUCAUGCUCUAGUUCACAUGGGAGCAGUCAGGAAAGAGAAAAGAGAUGGACAAACAUACAUGUUCCCAAACACAAUUGUUUUGACCAGUGUGUGUUCUCAGCUAGAACAGUUUUUUGAAGUUCCACAGAUUCCAACAACUAGUAUCAAUGUAGAGUCCAAAACAGUUGUCAUCACUGCCAAACUGUGAUUGGAAUAUUCAAUACUGUCAAAAUGUGGUAGAAAUAUCCACUUUUGACAAACUGUGACAGAAAUACAUAUAUCUAGUACUGUCAAACUCCAACAGAAAUACUACUGUCAAACUGACAGAAAUUGAAGUACAUGUACACUGAAAAUCUGUGAUAAAAAUAUUUGUCUUUGACGAACUGUCUGAGA
Messenger RNA from Saccostrea cuccullata (small rock oyster), 2398 nucleotides. Its product is annotated as dihydroxyacetone phosphate acyltransferase-like. Gene Ontology annotation, biological process: phospholipid biosynthetic process; ether lipid biosynthetic process; triglyceride biosynthetic process. Gene Ontology annotation, molecular function: glycerol-3-phosphate O-acyltransferase activity; glycerone-phosphate O-acyltransferase activity. Gene Ontology annotation, cellular component: peroxisomal membrane; mitochondrial membrane. The record is from RefSeq and is a predicted model, not a curated record. The transcript is spliced from 14 exons. NCBI's taxonomy places the organism in Eukaryota, Metazoa, Mollusca, Bivalvia, Ostreida, Ostreidae. Bases 36 to 2213 code for a protein of 725 amino acids.